GACUCACGACGUCGCCCGAAGUCCCAUAUCUGGAAGCCUCCCUUGGGGUCAGCAUUCGAACCUGUUUCGGGGAUGAGCGAGGUUAUCAUUCGCCAAUAAAAGACCUGCUCAUCAGCUGAUAAGGCCAAGAAAACAAAAUCCUCGACCAUCCAUGCGGUAGAGCAGAGGCAGCUCAGGAUUCAAUUUCGCCUGGCUAACCUUUCGCGUCCAAAUUGGCCAUCGGAACGGUCGUGUCUGCUGGCUAAGGUUGUGUAGUGUUGCUUCCGCCGUGCAAAAUUCUGGAAUCUCGAUAAGGAGAAAAAGCGAAAGCUGCCCGGGCUGUAGUCAAAACAAAACAUCGCGAUAGCUCAUCUGCUGCUGUGUGCCUUCGUAAUCGGUUAUCAUUAACACAUUCGCGCGCGGCUUCAUAUUUUUAUUCGGUGAGGAGACCGCGUUUUGUUGAGUUGUGUGAGAAAUGUCUGCACUUUUGCUACUGGGUCGAGUAUCGUGGUCGUCGUCGUCUGGAGUUGCGUCUCUCGCUUGCUCUAAUGGCGUCUCGUCCGGACUGUCGGCAUCUUCUGUAGCCUGCUUUGUGUUGGAUAAACGGCGUCGCGCUUUCAGCAGCACAAAUACCAACAACAGUAGUAAGGCCAAGGACUGGAAGCAUUCGCAAAUUGCAUGCGGUAGUCGCCGGCACAGUGAAAAUCGCGCUAUUUCAUCAUCCUCAUCCAGUGGCUGUGGCUCAUCAACAUCAUCAUUCAAGGGAUUCUGCCCAAGUUUGGUGCGGUCAGUUCAUUCAUCAGCCUCAGCAUCAGGAACACUCUACCGUGCCAGUCUACCGAAAACGGCCAAGAUGUCCGGUAAUGCGAAGUUGUUGCACGAAAACCUCUGGGAGACGGACCCGGAGCUGAUGGGGCUGAUAAGGAGCGAGAAGAAGCGGCAAACCCGGGGCCUGGAGAUGAUUGCCAGCGAAAACUUUACCUCGCUCUCGGUGCUGCAGUGUUUGAGCUCCUGCCUGCACAACAAAUACUCGGAGGGGCUGCCGGGGCAGAGAUACUACGGUGGCAACGAGUACAUCGACGAGAUCGAGAUCCUGGCCCAGAAGCGAGCUCUGCAGGCGUACCGUUUGGAUCCGGAACAGUGGGGAUGCAACGUGCAGCCGUACUCCGGUUCGCCGGCUAACCUUGCCGUCUACACCGGGUUGAUCGAGCCACAUGGCCGUAUUAUGGGGCUGGAUUUGCCGGACGGUGGUCACCUGACCCAUGGCUUCAUGACGGCCACCAAGAAAAUCUCGGCCACAUCAAUUUUCUUCGAGAGCAUGCCAUACAAGGUGGACCCGAAGACGGGCUUGAUCGACUACGAUAAGAUGGAGGAAGCCGCGCGUAACUUCAAGCCCAAGAUCAUUAUUGCCGGUAUUUCGUGCUACUCGCGCUGUCUCGAUUACAAGCGCUUCCGUCAGAUUUGUGAUGCCAAUGGGGCCUACUUGUUUGCGGAUAUGGCUCACAUUUCGGGUCUGGUAGCUGCCGGAGUCAUUCCUUCGCCGUUCGAGUAUGCCGAUGUAGUCAGCACAACCACUCACAAAUCGUUGCGUGGACCACGUGCCGGUGUUAUCUUUUUCCGCAAGGGCGUCCGCAGCGUCAAAGCCAACGGCGAUAAGGUGAUGUAUGAUCUGGAAUCGCGCAUCAAUGCGGCCGUGUUCCCAGGACUGCAGGGAGGACCACACAACCACGCUAUUGCCGGUAUCGCAACCUGUAUGCUCCAGGCACAAACCGCCGAAUUCAAAGAGUAUCAGGAACAGAUCCUUCGUAAUGCCCGGGCCUUGUGCGAGGGUUUGAUCAAGCGGGGAUACGCCAUCUCGACCGGUGGCACCGACGUCCACUUGGUGCUGGUAGAUCUGCGACCGGAUGCCAUCACCGGUGCCCGGGCCGAAUACAUCCUGGAAGAAAUCUCGAUUGCCUGCAACAAAAAUACCGUUCCGGGAGACAAGAGCGCCCUGAACCCGUCGGGCAUUCGGUUGGGCACUCCGGCUUUGACUACCCGUGGUUUGGUUGAGGCCGAUAUGGAAGUGGUAGUAGAUUUCAUCGACAAAGGUCUUAAGUUGUCCAAGGAAAUUUCCGCCGUUUCGGGUCCAAAGCUGGUCGACUUCAAGCGGGUGGCCCAUGAGGAUCCGGUUCUCAGUGCUAAGGUUCAGGCGUUGAAAAAGGAAGUCGAGGCCUACAGUGAAAAGUUCCCGAUGCCAGGCUAUGACGAAUUUUAGGGGACCAUCUAGAAUGGAACUACUCUAGAUGUUUAGGCUAUUACCUAUGGUACAAAUUUGACAGUUUAAAAAACUGUACAAUCUGAUUAACACUGUUUGAAUAAUCGAAUAAAUCCAACAGCAAGUUUUCAAAAAUAGCAAAACUUGCAAAUUUAAA
Molecule: messenger RNA, 2393 nt
Organism: Uranotaenia lowii
Lineage: Eukaryota; Metazoa; Arthropoda; Insecta; Diptera; Culicidae
Gene: Shmt
Product: serine hydroxymethyltransferase
Exons: 3
Coding region: 455-2236 (593 amino acids)
Biological process (GO): tetrahydrofolate interconversion; purine nucleobase biosynthetic process; protein homotetramerization
Cellular component (GO): cytosol; cytoplasm; nucleus
Molecular function (GO): protein homodimerization activity; zinc ion binding; mRNA regulatory element binding translation repressor activity
Source: RefSeq, a predicted model, not a curated record